AGAACUGUUGUAAUUGACUUGGUGAGGGAGAUGGCGUCAUUUCGUGCCCUGGUGUAGCCUCCCGUGCUCGAAAGUAGAAGGGAGUAGGAUCUUUGGCCGACGCGAUCGUGGCUCCUGCAGCCGCGAUCGAGCACCGCCAAGCCGGACACCUCACCCAAGAAAAUAUGGAGGCUGUGGCCGAGGAGCUGCUGGCCGGCUCUCGGGUACCUGUCACUAUCGAUCAAAUAGUUAACGAUACACUAGUGGUGACGCUUACCUAUCGGGAAAGGAGCUACACGGGAAUAUUACUCGAUUGCAAGAAGAAAACCGGACUGUUCUGUCUACCAGAUGUCAUGACCAAGCCAGUACAAUACCCUUUACUAAAACCUGCUUGUGAAAUCCCAGAGGUCCUGAGUGAGGGGCCCAUUACAAGGCCUCUGAGCCAGGCUUCAUUUAGACCAAAGGAUGAUGAAAACACGCUCCCAGAGCCUGAACCAUCUAUUGACCCUUUACCUGCCCCCUUGCCCACACCUGUGCCCGCUGGGCAGGCUCCCUACCCUCCUUAUUUUGAAGGAGCCCCCUUCCCACAUCCCAUAUGGGUGCGUCACAGCUAUGGUCAAUGGGUACCUCAGCCACCGCCUCGACCAAUCAAGCGGAAGAAGAGACGGACGCGUGAGCCAGGCCGCAUGACAAUGAGCACGAUACGUCUCCGGCCCCGGCAGGUGCUGUGUGAGAAGUGUAAAAACACACUAAACAGUGACGAGGACAGCAAAGACGGCCUGACCACCACCAAAGCCUCCAGGAAAGAGAAUGCGCCACAGAGCGACGAGGAUGUCAAGGAUGGGCCAACCAAGGUGUCCAGGAAAGAGGACAUGGAUGCAGCCAAGGAGGCCAAAAGGCGAGAGAAUGGCCCUGGAUAUGACAGCAAGCGGCUCAGGAAGGACAAAAGGGAGGAGGAAGUGAAAUUCCCUGGUGGCGACAUGAUCCCCCACAGCCCUGUCAUAAAGAUUUCCUACAGCACUCCGCAGGGCAAGGGAAAAGUCAUGAAGAUCCCGUCACGGGUUCAUGGCUCGGUCAAGCCGUUUUGUCCCAAGCAACUGCUACACAAUGGCCUGGGAGAGAGCUGCAAGUCCUUGUCAGAACCCACCAAGGAGCAGCAGCACAUCUUAGAUGCCACAAGAACAGGUCUGACCGUCUCCAUUCCCAAACUAAAGCUCACCAGACCUUUUACCACCGUGGGCCAGGACCUCCCGUCCCCUAAGAUCCUCCUGCGGCCACGGGUGGACGGAGAGCACAGCCUGAUGGUGUACGAGGCUGAGCUAGUCGGUGCGCCACCGAGAAAGAGCCCCCAGGUACAGGAACCUUGCCCGCCCCACUCUCAGGAUUCUGAGGAGAAGAACUCAGUGGAGUUGUGGUCAGGGAGCUCAGGGGAGGAGGCUGACCGUGGCCACAGUGACCUCACCCUUCUCAUCAACUUCCGCAAGCGCAAGGCCGACUCCUCCAGCCUAUCGGUGUGCAGCAGCGACAGCUUGGACGAAUCCAAAUCCGUCAGCUCGGAUGGCACCUCCCCCGAGCUGUGCGACCUCGCGCCCGGCGAAGACAUCUCGGUGUCCUCCUCGUCCGCCGCGCCGUCCUCGGCGCGAGCCGACAGCAAGACUGUGCCGCCUCUUACCGUGCGCCUGCACACGCGCAGCAUGACCAAGUGUGUAACGGAGGAGGGCCACGCGGUCGCGGUGGGCGACAUCGUGUGGGGGAAGAUCCACGGGUUCCCCUGGUGGCCAGCCAGGGUUCUUAGCAUCAGCGGCAGUCGCAGGGAGGAGACGGCCAGCUGUGAGGCCCAGUGGCCUGAAGCGAAGGUCGCCUGGUUUGGCUCACCCACCACCUCCCAGCUGUCUGUGGCCAAACUUUCGCCCUUCAGGGAGUUUUUCAGGUCGCGCUUCAACCGCAAGAAGAAAGGGAUGUACCGGCGAGCCAUCCUGGAAGCUGCCAAGGCUGUGGGCCACAUGAGCCCUGAGAUCACCUCUCUACUGGCCCACUGCGAAACGUAGGAGCUAAGGGCUGAAAAACGGUCUCAGAGGUUUUCCUGAACUCUUUGUCCAGCCCAAAAGAGCCUACGAAUUGUUGCCACGGUCACUAUUUAUACAUCAUUUUACACACAUGGCUGGAGGGAAAUGGCGGCCAAGGUAUAGCGUUGGCCUAGAUAAGGGAGCAAGAAGGACAGUUUGAGGCAUCUUAUGAACUAUUCAGAACAAUUUCUCUUUUUGUUUUAGAUUUAAUCAUAUGACAAUAGAUCUAAAUAGAAACACUACAAAAACCCGAAUGUAUUUAUUAUCCGUGACAAUUUAUUAUUCAUUAUGAUUUAAGUCCACCUCUCCACAAUCCUGCAAAAAUAUCUACUCAGCUGCUCUUGCGGAGGGUCCUCUUUACCAGUUAGUGGUGACACUGAUCAAAUUGCCCAAGUAAAGGACUUUUUGUCCCACUCCCAUUUUCAUCAGAAGUUCCUCCCCUUCAGUGAACCAACCAGUAAGUGGCUCUACUGAUGAUAAAGUCUUAUUCUAGAUCUGAAAAUGUGAAACUGUUCCAUUAAAUGAUGGUACUGUCUGAGUACAGUACAUUCCAGCUCUUCUACUAUCACGUGUUUCAAUCCUCAUAGCCUUCAGGUGUCCCUAGACGGAUAUGUUGAUGUAUUUAUUACUGACCUCUGUCCUCCAUGCAUGUUUUUCUCUCUUCCAUUUCAUUUCAGGUUUAGUUAGAAGACUAGUGGGUUGGAGAAAAAUCCCCCCUCCCGCUGCUCUCCGAGUUAUUUUCUACUUAUCUUUAUUUAAUGUGUCAUGUUAAGAAAAUGCACUUUAUCUGUACCUUGGUGGCCUGCUGUAAGCUCACUUGUUCAAACACUAACUGGAGAUACAGCACUGAUAGGCAGUGGAAGAGUUUGUAUGUCUCAUGGUUGACUAUCCAUGGCCUUUGGAGAUAAAAUAUCUUAUAUAAUUUUUUUUCCCUUAUUUGGGGAUGGUGGAGAACCUUUCAGGGGUGGUUGUGUGCACUGUAUUCUCAUAUUUGAUUUGGGUGUGUCUUUGUAUGUAUGUUAUCUCAGUCCACCCUCACACACUACAGUCCACUGUCCACUGGAUCAAAUUAAAUGGACAAAUAAUUACAUCCCCCAUGCAUUCUCUCAAUUAAAGCUUUAUAAUAACUGAAAUGCUGUAAGAAUACUGUGAAUUCAGCUGCUGAGUGUGCAGAUGGCGGAGAUGGGGGUAGACUGCUUUGUGAUUUGCCACCGUGGCUACAGGUUGCAGACUGCUGUUACAGAGCUAGCAGUAGAGACAAAAUCUUCAGGAUUGACCUUUAGUGACCUUUGGGUUGAAAGAAGUGCUGUUGGGAGGGGGUUGGACUGCGCCGAGGAAAACCAUUGGUAGCCUUUAGCACACUGCAGAUUGCACACAUUCAAGUCUCUGUUGCCAUUCUGUACCCCUCCCCUGAAAUGAACGUCCUCACUCACUCGCAUGGAUUCAAUUAAAAGCGUCAGAUUGGUGUAAACAUAAAAUGGCUGUGUUUUCCAUAUUGCUUACACCAAUCCAAGGUUUUUAUGGCUACGAAACCAAUCAUAAAUCCUCUUCCGUCUGUGUUUGCCCCCUGAUUUGUGCUUUAAACUUCAGGAGGACUUAUGAAAUGAGAGAGACCCUUUUUGUUGCUAGGUUCCAUAUGAGAGAAUAACUCCCAUGGAUGAGCAAACCGACUGUCUGCUAUUGUUGUCCAUGUUGGUCAAUGUUAAUGGCUUUUUUUUUUUUUUUUUGUGUACUGUACAUAAAAUAAAAUAUACAAGCAU
This is a messenger RNA of Hypomesus transpacificus, 3805 nucleotides long. RefSeq names its product PWWP domain containing 2B (gene pwwp2b). NCBI's taxonomy places the organism in Eukaryota, Metazoa, Chordata, Actinopteri, Osmeriformes, Osmeridae. The transcript is spliced from 3 exons. Gene Ontology annotation, cellular component: nucleus; nucleoplasm. Bases 165 to 2027 code for a protein of 620 amino acids. The record is from RefSeq and is a predicted model, not a curated record.